AUGCCGCAUCUGGCUUAUCCUGAGCUUGUGAAACUGCUACCCAAAGAUCACGAUUUCGAAGACCCACAUAAUGAGGCAGUCCUCAAAGCCGCAAUUCUGAAGUUUGAGACGGACGAAGCCACACCGCUGGAAUGGAAUGUGGAGGAUCUGCUGCCAUGCUAUACCUGUCUACGUCUACUGGAUGACGACAGGUUCUACACCUUUCCUUCACAUUAUGUGUCUGACUGUCCUCCUUUGAAAUGGGGCUCCAUGUUUGCCGAGGAGAGGGCCUGCAGGAGAUGUGAUAGGAAGACUGGUUACAGGAUGAAAGAGUGGAUCAGGGAGGAGAAGAAGUUGGCAGAGGACAAGGGCUACGAGUGGCAAGACUACUACGCAUGGGAGGGUGAUGAGGAUCCAGAAGAUGAGGACAGCGGAAUGGAAGAUGAUGAUGAAGAUUGGGGACUUGAGCUGAGGAGGCUGGACGAGGACGACGACGAUGAUGAUGAUAAGGACGACGACGGCGAAGACGGCGAGAGUGACUGGACAAUGGAGAGCGAGGAAGAAGCCGAGGAGGAUGAGAGCAAGGAAGAAAGCGCAUCGAAGCGAAGAAAGACAUCAUAG
This is a messenger RNA of Endocarpon pusillum Z07020, 600 nucleotides long. RefSeq lists its product as uncharacterized. NCBI's taxonomy places the organism in Eukaryota, Fungi, Ascomycota, Eurotiomycetes, Verrucariales, Verrucariaceae. The record is from RefSeq and is a predicted model, not a curated record. Bases 1 to 600 code for a protein of 199 amino acids. The transcript has a single exon.